AUGGGUACCAAUUUUCCACUUUUAUGUACAAUUGCUACUUUGUCUUUAGCUACAGGGUAUUAUAUUGGUCAAUCUAUUCCACUGGAAAGGAAAGAUAACAGCAAACAUGAAACUGUGAAACAAAAUGAUCAAGAAACAAAGGAUUCUCUUGAAAGCGAAGGUGAAUAUGAGAGUGAAGAGGAUUAUGAGAUCGACUCAAACUCUUUAAAUCAUGUUCCUGGUGAAGUUAGAAUGGCAUUAGUUAUUCGUCAAGAUUUGGGUAUGCAAAAGGGUAAAAUUGCAGCACAAUGUUGUCAUGCAGCAUUAGGAUGUUAUAGAAUGAUUGCCACUGAUCCAUCACGCAGUUCGUAUAAUCCUGCUAUGGUUAACAGAUGGUUAAGAGGAGGACAAGCAAAGAUUACAUUGAAGUGUCCAAAUAAAGAUGUUAUGGAUGAACUAUAUGCAAAAGCUAUUUCGUUAGGUGUAAAUGCUAUUGUUAUUCAUGAUGCAGGUAGAACUCAAAUUGCUGCUGGAAGUGCCACUGUUCUUGGUCUAGGCCCAGCUCCAAAGGAUAUAUUAGAUCAAAUUACUGGUGAAUUGAAAUUAUAUUAA
Molecule: messenger RNA, 591 nt
Organism: Arxiozyma heterogenica
Lineage: Eukaryota; Fungi; Ascomycota; Saccharomycetes; Saccharomycetales; Saccharomycetaceae
Gene: PTH2
Product: aminoacyl-tRNA hydrolase
Exons: 1
Coding region: 1-591 (196 amino acids)
Cellular component (GO): cytosol; mitochondrion
Molecular function (GO): peptidyl-tRNA hydrolase activity
Source: RefSeq, a predicted model, not a curated record